CCAGAACACAACCAGGACCAGAACACAACCAGGACCAGGAACACAACCAGGACCAGAAGACAACCAGGACCAGAACACAACCAGCAGCAGAACCAGGACUCUCCUCUUGUGGAUCGAUCUGAGCUUCACAUGCCUACCUCGGGGGCCUCUGAUCCAAAGGGAGAGGAUUUCUCCACUGCGAUCCUGAAGCAGAAACACCGACCCAACAGACUGAUCGUGGACGAGGCCGUCAAUGAGGACAACAGCAUCGUUAGCAUGUCCCAGGGAAAGACGGAGGAGCUGCUGCUGUUCCGCGGGGACACGGUGGUGCUGCGGGGGAAGAAGAGGAGGGAGACGGUCUGCAUCGUGCUGACGGACGACUCCUGCAGCGACGCUCGCAUCCGCAUCAACCGGGUGACGCGCAACAACCUGCGCGUCCGCCUGGGCGACGUCAUCAGCAUCCACGCCUGUCCUGAUGUGAAGUACGGCAUGAGGGUCCACGUUCUCCCCGUGGACGACACCAUCGAGGGGCUGACAGGAAACCUGUUUGAGGUCUACCUCAAGCCUUACUUCCUGGAGGCCUACCGGCCCGUCCACAAAGGUGACAUCUUCCUAGUGAGGGGGGGCAUGCGGGCUGUGGAGUUCAAGGUGGUGGAGACAGACCCCGCCCCCCACUGCAUCGUUGCCCCGGAUACCGUCAUCCACUGCGAGGGAGAUCCAAUCAAGAGAGAGGACGAGGAGGAGAGCUUGAAUGACGUGGGGUACGAUGACAUCGGCGGGUGUCGUAAGCAGCUGGCUCAGAUCAAGGAGAUGGUGGAGCUGCCGCUCAGACACCCCGGCCUCUUCAAGGCCAUCGGAGUCAAGCCUCCCAGGGGUAUUCUGCUGUACGGCCCCCCAGGAACAGGGAAGACCCUGGUAGCCCGAGCCGUCGCCAACGAGACCGGCGCUUUCUUCUUCCUCAUCAACGGUCCUGAGAUCAUGAGCAAGCUGGCCGGGGAGUCGGAGAGCAACCUGAGGAAGGCCUUCGAGGAGGCGGAGAAGAACGCCCCCGCCAUCAUCUUCAUCGACGAGCUGGACGCCAUCGCUCCCAAGAGAGAGAAGACCCACGGGGAGGUGGAGAGACGUAUCGUGUCCCAGCUGCUGACCCUGAUGGACGGCCUGAAGCAGAGGGCUCACGUGGUCGUCAUGGCAGCCACCAACAGACCCAACAGCAUCGACCCCGCCCUCCGACGCUUCGGCAGGUUUGACCGCGAGGUCGACAUCGGUAUCCCAGACUCCACUGGGAGACUGGAGAUCCUGCAGAUCCACACCAAGAACAUGAAGCUGUCCGAUGAUGUGGACCUGGAGAGGAUCGCAGCAGAGAGCCAUGGUCAUGUAGGCUCUGACAUGGCAGCGCUGUGCUCUGAGGCAGCGCUGCAGGCCAUCCGGAGGAAGAUGUUCCUCAUCGACCUGGAGGACGAGACCAUCGACGCCGACCUGCUCAACUCCCUGGCCGUCACCAUGGAAGACCUCAGGUGGGCUCUGAGCCAGAGUAACCCGUCAGCCCUGAGGGAGACGGUGGUGGAGGUGCCUCACGUGAGCUGGGAGGACAUCGGGGGCCUGGGAGAGGUCAAGAGAGAGCUGCAGGAGCUGGUGCAGUACCCAGUGGAAUACCCAGAUAAGUUCCUGAAGUUUGGCAUGACUCCGUCCAGGGGCGUGCUGUUCUACGGCCCCCCCGGCUGUGGGAAGACCCUGCUGGCCAAGGCCAUCGCCAACGAGUGCCAGGCCAACUUCAUCUCCAUCAAGGGGCCCGAGCUGCUCACCAUGUGGUUUGGAGAGUCCGAGGCCAAUGUCAGGGACGUGUUUGAUAAGGCCAGACAGGCGGCCCCCUGCAUCCUGUUCUUCGACGAGCUGGACUCCAUCGCCAAGUCCCGGGGAGGGGGGGGCGGGGACGGGGGCGGAGCAUCUGAUAGGGUGAUCAACCAGAUCCUCACAGAGAUGGACGGCAUGACCAACAAGAAGAACGUGUUCAUCAUAGGAGCCACCAACCGACCAGACAUCAUAGACUCUGCUAUCCUGCGUCCAGGCAGACUGGACCAGCUCAUCUACAUCCCCCUGCCCGACACAGCCUCCCGCACCGCCAUCCUCAACGCCAACCUGCGCAAGUCCCCUGUGGCCCGCGAUGUGGACCUGGCCUACCUGUCUCGUAUCACGGAGGGUUUCUCGGGGGCCGACCUGACGGAGAUCUGCCAGCGGGCGUGUAAGCUGGCCAUCAGGGAGGCCAUCGAGGCUGAGAUCAGAGCAGAGCGUCAGAGGCAGAGCAAACCAGGCACCGCUAUGGAGCAGGGCUACGACCCCGUCCCAGAGAUCAGGAAGGAUCACUUUGAAGAGGCCAUGAGGUUCGCCCGGCGCUCCGUCAGCGACAACGACAUCCGCAAAUACGAGAUGUUCUCUCAGACGCUGCAGCAGAGCAGGGGCUUCGGGAACUUCAGGUUUCCCUCAGAUGCUCAGCCCGGAGGUCAGGGGUCAGGGGGGUCAGGGGGGUCAGGGUCAGGGGGGUCAGGGCCGUUCACAGACGACGGGGAUGAGGACCUCUACCAGUGACCUUUCACCUUUAACCUGGGUCAGAAAAACAACUAAAAAACAACUAUGUCAUCAUCUUAAGUCAGGGACAGAUGAAGUAUGGUUUGUCAGUGUUUAACCUUAUUAUAGUUUUGCCGUAAAGCAUAAGUCUGGUAACAUUUUUGGAUGGAAUUAGAUAUUCCAAGCUGAUAUUUUGGAAUAUCUAAAUAUUUAAAUGUAUGAAUAUUACCUUGAUUGGCCAGCUGCCAGAAUCUUAAAAUUACAUCACUUCUUGAUGAUUUAUAAAAGAGUUUGAGGAUGGUACCUCAAAUUGUACCUAGUUGAUGUGAAACAUCUACUAUGUUAACUUGUUCUGCUGCCUGUGAAUGAUUGUUUGAUGUGUGGAUCAGUGAAUAAAGAGAUUCGAUGUUAUGAUUGACUAACAUGUAGGCUAGUGUUGCUGUGCAGUGUGAUACCCCCAGAUGUAAAGAAAUAAAGUUCGUAACGAUGUUUGACUGUC
Osmerus eperlanus (European smelt) is the source of this 3040-nucleotide messenger RNA. RefSeq names its product Transitional endoplasmic reticulum ATPase. The record is from RefSeq and is a predicted model, not a curated record. The transcript has 18 exons. Lineage: Eukaryota; Metazoa; Chordata; Actinopteri; Osmeriformes; Osmeridae. The coding region runs from base 130 to 2562 and encodes 810 amino acids. Gene Ontology annotation, biological process: mitotic spindle disassembly; autophagosome maturation; retrograde protein transport, ER to cytosol. Gene Ontology annotation, cellular component: cytosol; VCP-NPL4-UFD1 AAA ATPase complex; nucleus. Gene Ontology annotation, molecular function: polyubiquitin modification-dependent protein binding; ATP hydrolysis activity; ATP binding.